Cynara cardunculus var. scolymus (artichoke) is the source of this 1014-nucleotide messenger RNA. RefSeq names its product rhodanese-like domain-containing protein 14, chloroplastic. NCBI's taxonomy places the organism in Eukaryota, Viridiplantae, Streptophyta, Magnoliopsida, Asterales, Asteraceae. Bases 157 to 849 code for a protein of 230 amino acids. Gene Ontology annotation, cellular component: chloroplast. The record is from RefSeq and is a predicted model, not a curated record. The transcript has 6 exons.
AACCAAAAUAUCCACAUAACCCACCCCAUACCCCACCUCCAGUUAUCCCACUUUGAUCAUCUCAACUGCAAUUAUCAUCUUUAAUACCAUCUGUGCAGACUGCAGUGGUGAUUAAUAUAUUAAAAGGGAAUAAAGAAAAACAGACUCUGUUUUUAGAUGAUGGUUGCUCUCACUUCAGUCACUCCACAUUCAUCUUCUUCAUGUUUGCAAUCAAAGCUUUAUCCUAAUCCUCCAUUUUUAUCUCAUUCAAAUUCUGUAAAUGAAAACAGUACCUGUUGCAUUGCCAUCAAGCCUUCUACAAGGAGACGCUUGACAAUCCGAAGUGCAGCAACCAAACCUGCAAAAACACCUGCUGAAGAAGACUGGAAGACAAAGAGGGAGCUCCUUCUAGAAAAAAGGGUUCGAAGUGUGGAUGUUAAGGAAGCAUUACGACUUCAGCAAGAAAAUAAGUUUGUGAUUCUUGAUGUGAGACCAGAAGCAGAGUUUAAAGAGGCUCAUCCCCCAGGUGCUAUCAACGUGCAAAUAUACAGGCUUAUAAAGGAGUGGACGGCAUGGGACAUUGCUAGAAGAGCUGCAUUUGCCUUUUUUGGUAUCUUUGCUGGAACAGAAGAAAAUCCCGAAUUUAUGCAAGGUGUUGAAUCAAAAUUAGAUAAAAGCUCAAAGAUCAUAGUAGCUUGCUCAUCUGGAGGUACCAUGAAACCUACACAAAAUCUUCCAGAAGGCCAACAGUCAAGGUCACUUAUAGCUGCCUACUUGCUAGUCCUGAAUGGUUAUAGUAAUGUAUUCCACUUGGAGGGAGGACUGUAUCAGUGGUUCAAACAAGACCUGCCUCUAGAGUCAGAAGAAUGAAGUUUUGAACUACAAAGAGUUUCUUGUAAUUUGCAGGUCUAACCUUAGUUCAAAACUUCUCCAGUUAACGAUUAUGAUUUGAUAGCAUUACUCUAUGUUUUGAUCAUCUUUGAAUCGGAUGUUUGAUGCUUCUGUGUACUUCUAAUUCUUCACAACUUCUGCUAG